Molecule: messenger RNA, 1723 nt
Organism: Trifolium pratense (red clover)
Lineage: Eukaryota; Viridiplantae; Streptophyta; Magnoliopsida; Fabales; Fabaceae
Exons: 3
Coding region: 303-1103 (266 amino acids)
Source: RefSeq, a predicted model, not a curated record
UAACACACCAUAAAGCAAAGAUAUGGGAUAUCCGAAAGUGACAUCACAUAAAUCAUAGAGUGAGUGACGAACACGACGUCGUUUUGAUACAGAGUUGUUUUGGGAUCGAAUCGAGUGGUACCACUACCAACCAACCAACGAUUCUCUCUGCUUGUGCAACUGUUCCUCCAUUUUUCCGCAUAAUCGUGAUUAGGAUCUGGAUUCACUUCAUUAGAAGAAAAAAUGACAUUACACACUUUAAUUGAUCUCGACCAUGAUAUUGGCUUGUGACCUGGGAGUAUGCUCCUCCUUAAGGUUUCAGAAUGUGGAACUUUGCAUCAAAUUGUAUUGCUGGAAACGUGGGACAGAAAAACGAUUCUGCAAACCCAACUCAUUCUACUUCAGAAUGUUCUGAUGAUGACAACUCUGUCGUAGGAAGAGAGGAAGGGCUUGAAUGCCCAGUAUGUUGGGAAUCUUUCAACAUUGUUGAAAAUGUGCCUUAUGUUUUAUGGUGUGGUCACACCCUCUGUAAAAACUGUAUCUUGGGACUACAGUGGGCUGUCGUGAAAUUUCCAACGCUGCCGGUUCAACUUCCACUCUUCAUCUCCUGCCCAUGGUGCAACCUUUUAUCAUUCCGUUUAGUUUAUCGGGGAAAUCUUAGAUUCCCCCGUAAGAACUACUUUCUUCUUUGGAUGGUUGAAGGCAUGAAUGGCGACCGAGUAAAAUCACAUUCAACUUUCUGUGGGGAUACUCAACAAAACUGUUCAAGCAAAAGCAGUUUAACCUUAGGAGGCCAAGUAAACCAUGGAAACCUUCAGAGGGGGCAUGUUCACCAUCCAGAUACAUCAAGCUCCAGCCAGAAUCGGGGUAAUACCAAUAAUCACCUCGAUAUGGAAAGAGUGCAUAUAUCUCUUCGAAAAUCACUGAUUUUCUUCGUCCAGUUGACAGCUAAGUUCCCAUUGAUCCUUAUAUUUCUUUUGAUUAUCUUGUAUGCAAUACCAGCCAGUGCAGCCAUUUUGGCUCUGUAUAUACUCAUUACAAUCCUCUUUGCUCUCCCAUCAUUUCUCAUCUUGUACUUCUCAUAUCCUAGUUUAGACUGGCUUGUCAGGGAAAUAGUUGCCUGAGAUCAAAAGCUAGUUUAAUCUCAAACUUUGUCCCAUGAUUUGCCGGCUUCCCCUUUAGUCCUUUACAAGCUGUGUCAGUUCUCUUUCGACAUACAGCACCACUCAAUUUAAUAUAGUAGUAUACUCGACUCGUCUUCAUUUCAUCUAUGGUAAAGCUUGGCUGGUUAGUAGUACUUGGUUGGUACAAAGUCAGUUUUUGGCAUUGAUAGCGUUGAUAUCAAUCAAAGCUGUGGAAACAGGUGAUGAUAAUGCUCGUGCCGUUUUCUGGAGGCUAAUAUUUGUUUGGCUUAAUUCCAGUUUUACUUUGGGGAUUAUUUAUCAAUAUCAUGUUUUGUAUGGUAUGGAAAUUUCUUCUAAUACAACUCAUAGUUCUAUGUUUGUAAAUUGUACAUAACAAUUGUGUUGUUUGUCUGCCUUACAUUUGAUGUACUAUCUACUUAAUUUGAAAUUGUUUCUUGUGCUUGCCUGCCACAAAUUCUGUAACUCUUUAGGUUAUAUAUGUUUCAUGUAUGGUGGUAUAAUUUGGUAUGGAUCAUGUAAAUUUUGAGAGAUGUAUGUCUAAACUCAAGCACAUUAUGAAUACAUAAACCAGACAGGUAAAGGUGUUUUCAACAUGAAAA